AUGGCUCAUUCCAAGCUUAUAGCAGCUGCAUUGUUGAUUUUACUCUUUGUUGAUCUUGCCUUUUGUGCAAGAUUAGGAAAGUCGGUAAAUGGCGGUAAAGGAGGCGGAGGUGGAGGGUCAGCCUUAGGGUCUGGUUCAGGUUAUGGUUCGGGAUAUGGUUCAGGGGAAGGCUCAGGAUAUGGUGGGGGUGAUGGGCUGUAUGGGAGUGGUGGAGGUGGCGGCAGCGGAGGCGGAGGCGGUGGGGGUCGGGGAAAUUCGGGUAUGGGUAGUGGUUCUGGAUAUGGGUUCGGAUCUGGAUCAGGGUAUGGAUCGGGUGAAGGAAUAGGAAGGGGUGGAGGCGGUGGAGGAGGUGGUGGUCGUGGUGGAGGAGGUGGUGGUGGUGGCGGCACAGGAAAUGGCUCAGGGUAUGGUUCUGGCUAUGGAAGUGGAAGUGGCUCUGGAUAUGGAAGUGGUGGGGCUAGAGGAGGAGGAGGCGGUGGCGGUGGAGGAGGAGGUGGCGGUGGAGGUGGUGGCGGCGGUGGCAGUGGCAAUGGUUCAGGGUAUGGUAGUGGCUCAGGGUAUGGAUCAGGCUAUGGUUCAGGAUAUGGAGGUGAUGAACGACCUUGA
Molecule: messenger RNA, 606 nt
Organism: Nicotiana tabacum (common tobacco)
Lineage: Eukaryota; Viridiplantae; Streptophyta; Magnoliopsida; Solanales; Solanaceae
Source: RefSeq, a predicted model, not a curated record